AUGAACAACAGCAAGAUAUCCAGUGAUCAUCCCAUGGAUCAUAGCAAAAACGGGUUGAUUUUCGCUGUCACUUUUCCUCUUAGUGUUCUCCUGAUAUCUCUAAUCUUAACCGUUGCUUCCUAUCUCUGCACCCGCUUCUGCCUCCCCCACAGCAACAACAGUAAUCCCCCACAAAAUGCGGCUGACCAAAACUUUGUGGCCAUUGAAUUAGGCCUCGAUGAAGCAACUCUGCACAGCUUCCCGAAGCUGUUCUACUCCCAAUACAAUCUGCAGAAAACAAGCUCGGCUACUUCUUGCUGCUCCAUUUGCUUGGCGGAUUAUAGACAAACUGAUGUGCUGCAGCUGCUGCCGGAUUGCGGCCAUCUCUUCCAUCUGAAGUGCGUCAACCCUUGGUUGAGGCUGCACCCUUCUUGUCCGCUUUGCCGGAAGUCGCUGGUUCCGGCUCUGGCUCCGGUUCCGGCGGUGUCUCCUCUUGUUGAUCAGAUGCCUCCCUUGGUAAUACGGCAAGAGUGA
Molecule: messenger RNA, 513 nt
Organism: Corylus avellana
Lineage: Eukaryota; Viridiplantae; Streptophyta; Magnoliopsida; Fagales; Betulaceae
Source: RefSeq, a predicted model, not a curated record